AUGAAUUUCCAAGUUCAGAAUUCUAUCCUUGCAAAAUUGAUUAAGCUUGCAAAAUUCUAUCCUAAUGAAUUUCCAAGUUCAGAAUUGAUAGUCUUUGGUCAUACACUUGAGAGUUACAUUUGUUCUGUUAGAGGAGAUAACAGGUUUUGGAAUUUGAAGGGUCUUAGUGAGCUUUCAAUCAAAUUGGUUGAAACGGGAUUGUCUGAAACUCAUGAUAGGGUCUAUUUACUUUUGAAGUUGGUGUUGCUUCUUCCUGUCGCAACGGCAAGUGUGGAAAGGAGGAAGUUUACUGCGCAGAAGACCUGGGAUCGUCUCGCAGACAUCUUCCAAGACAACAAAAGCACAAGGGCGGUGUUUCUUGAAACCCAAUUGAAUGCAAUCCACCCGGAUUCAUUCUCGAAUGUCAUCGUCUACUGCCAGCAACUAGAAAGCAUAGCCGAUCAGCUUGCGAAUGUCGAUCAACCAAUUUCUGACCAAAAAUUGGUGCUUUAUAUGGUUGUCGGCCUCAAUAAAAUCGACUAUGAUACGGUUGCAACGAUGACUGCGCAGUCCGACCCCUUGCCCCCUUUUAACAACGCACGUUCCCGUCUUUUUUUAGAGGAAACUUGUCGGAACAAUGACACUUCCACUCUGCCAUCUUCAUUUGUCGCUCAACAGCAGCAAUCCAAUGCUGCCGAUUUGACGCAAAAACAGCAACCGCCUACCGGCGGUGGGCGCGGCGGCGGUGCAGGGCGUGGCAAGGGCGGGGGGAAAGGUAGCCGUGGUAGAGGUCGUGGGCAACGCCGUGGUGGCCAAAGCAGUGGCACUUAA
Molecule: messenger RNA, 810 nt
Organism: Chenopodium quinoa (quinoa)
Lineage: Eukaryota; Viridiplantae; Streptophyta; Magnoliopsida; Caryophyllales; Amaranthaceae
Exons: 2
Coding region: 1-810 (269 amino acids)
Source: RefSeq, a predicted model, not a curated record